CUCUGUCACAGCCUGCAGGUACUCCGCCCCCUAACCUUCAAGUACUCUGUCACAGCCUGCAGGUACUCCGCCCCCUAUCCUCCAAGUACUCUGUCACAGCCUGCAGGUACUCCGCCCCCUAUCCUCCAAGUACUCUGUCACAGCCUGCAGGUACUCCGCCCCCUAUCCUCCAAGUACUCUGUCACAGCCUGCAGGUACUCCGCCCCCUAUCCUCCAAGUACUCUGUCACAGCCUGCAGGUACUCCGCCCCUGAUUUACUGUAGAUGUCCUCUGUCACGGCCGCUAUAAUCACAACUCCCUCUGAAUCACUGGACGUCAGACAAUAAAUCCACAAAGACAGAAACUCACAGAAAGCUAAAACGAAAGAUUUAGGACUACAACCAGAGGAUAUAGAAAGCUCUGGGCAAAAACUAAAGGUGAAGUUGACUUUUGAAGACGUGUAUGAGAAGACGGAAGGUUGAGGACAGAGGUGUGUCAGGCAGGAAGGUCAACAAGAUGAUGCACAGACUAUUACUGCUGCUGGUAUGGGUGGUGUUGAUGGCUGUGUCCCAGGCGGCCCGGGUGGUGGAGAACGAUUCCCUCAUCAAGCUGUACAAUAAACAAGAGAUCUCCCUCGGGAUUUCACAAGACACGCAACCAGGAAACAUCGUAGUUGAGUUCAUUUCCUCUGAAGAAGCUAACCAUACAGAAGCAGCCACCACACCCACUGCCACCACAGCCACACCAAACUGUGGCGCGGUGAUCGACGGGGAGCUGGCCAGUGAGGGCGUCAUCACCACACCAGACUACCCUGACCAAUACGAGAACGGCCUCUACUGUGUGUGGACCAUCCUGGGCGGGAAGGGGAAGCGAGUACGUUUGACCUUUGAUGAUUUCGAAGUGACUAAAACUCCAGGAUGUAACGGCGACUACCUCCUCGUGUCACCAACAGGAUUCUCCAACGACACGACCGCCGUCCAUCUAUGUGGUACCGACAUCCCGGGAGAGUUCCUGAGCGCUAAGGACACCCUCUACGUGGAGUUCAGGUCCACUCCUGACGGCGACACCUGUAGGGGCUUCUCCGCUAGAUACUUUCUCGAGGAAGUGGUGGUGACGUGUGGUGAAGAAGUAUCCUUCCUGGAAUUCGACUUCGAGAAUUCAGAGUACCCGUUACCCACCAAGAAUGAGUCAAGUCACUGUGAACUGACCAUCUCCCAUGACUGUGACGUCCCUAUCUGUCAAGUCAGGCUGGACUUUCUGGAGCUAAUGUUGCAGCCUCCGGAAUAUGGCAACUGUGACAAUGAUCAGUUUAUGGUGCGGGCCAACGAGCCGGUCCCUAUCCUGUGUGGGGACAACACCGGCCAACAUUUGUACGUGGAGGUGGCGGGUCGGGCCAGCACCAGCCUACACGUCCUCAUCUCAGAGAUUCUGCCCAAGCCUGUAGGACACGUCGUCGACCACGUCACUGGCGAGACUUAUCCACUGGAGUGGAGGCACGAAGUGGAGGACAACAGAAGGUGGAAGGUGCGUGUCAACCAGAUCCCAUGUGACUGUACUUACGACCACUUCAAGACCUCCAGCUCCAGAGCACCUACGGGUUGUCUACAGUACCACGUAGGAGUGAGGGAGACCAUCAAGAGUUUCAACUUCGGAGGUUCCAAGCUGGACUACAACCCUUGCUGGGACGAGAAGGCCUGUGGCAGACGCAUGUGGACCGGUCACCUCAACAAUCUGGAUUACCAUGUGUGUGUGCAUGGGGCUGAGGGCUACUGUGGCAUCAUGUACACUCCUACGGGUACUGAGUCCUUCAUGUUGACGGGCGAGGCUUUAACGGCACCCAGGAGAAGGAUAACCUGGUGUUAUGGGUCAACGGGGUGCCAGGCGGAUGUGAUGGUGCCCAAGAGUCGUACCCCUGGAGACAACGACCCCUGGAGCCACGACAGGUUCUGUGGCAUGGCGCUUGGUAACUACGUCAAGGGGCCCAUCGUCAGUUACUCGACACCCUUCUACAUGCAAGUGAAGACGGACGCGGACGAGUACUCCAGAAGCGUCGACUUGGAGAACCGCGGCUUUGAACUCGAGUAACAGUUGCCAUGUUCAGGGCCUUACCUCUUCAACUCGGACCAGAAGUUCAGCGGCUAGACUACACUCAUACCUCUACAGUACUACUUGCUAUUUACAUCUCGGUACUAUACAUUAUUACAUACAGCUGCUAGUAAAUUUAUAGCAUUACUACUGAGCUAUUUGUGUGAGUGGUGUUAUCUGGUGAGGUAUUUAGAGUGUAUCUGUUUAGACUGUCAUCAGUGUGGCGUCAGGUUAUCUCACUCUGGCAACAUUUUUUCUCCUAAACUAUCGUACCGCUGAACUGAUUAUAAUAAUUUGUUUUUCCCUCUUAGUCUAUAUCUCAUUACCAAUUCUUCUGUUGAUUAUUAUAUUCUUCAAAUUUGUAAGUUAUUUCAUGUUCAUUUAUCUCUCCCAAGUAACUGAUAAAGUAGAUGAAUUAAGAAAGAAUAUAGCAAAAUAUCAUUAUUUCUGGUUAAUACCUAAUUAUUAUUUAUUUAAGUUUUUAUGCAGACAAACAUAGAUUUACCAAUAAAAUUAAUAUGCAUAUGUUUA
Molecule: messenger RNA, 2595 nt
Organism: Homarus americanus (American lobster)
Lineage: Eukaryota; Metazoa; Arthropoda; Malacostraca; Decapoda; Nephropidae
Product: cubilin-like
Source: RefSeq, a predicted model, not a curated record